CGACGGGCGCCCGGCCCCGACGCUGAACCCGGCCUACGCGGCCAAGCUCCGCGGGCGGUGCCCCCGGUCCGGCGGCGACCAGAUCCUGUUCGCCCUCGACCCCGCCACCCAGUUCCGGUUCGACAACCAAUACUACAAGAACAUCCUCGCCAUGAACGGCCUGCUCAGCUCCGACGAGGUCCUGCUCACGCAGAGCCACGAGACCAUGGAGCUCGUCAAGAGCUACGCCGCCAGCAACGAGCUCUUCUUCGACCACUUCGCCAAGUCCAUGGUCAAGAUGGGCAACAUCUCGCCGCUCACCGGGCACAACGGCGAGAUCAGGAAGAACUGCAGGAGGGUCAACCACUUCUAAACAGACCGAGGGACUGUUCGAAGCCGGUGAUUUCGUCGUGCUUCAAGCUCCUUGAUUUGCAAUGUUUCUUUCAAGUACUGUAUGUGUGUGAUUAUUGCAUUUCCUUAUUCGUGUUGCACCGUAAAAUGGUUGCGAUCGUGUUUGUUCCUCUUCUUGCACUGCUUGUUGAUAUUCAUCUGUGCGACGUGCUGAACUUGUACCAAGAAAUGAUCCAAUAAAGUGCUUAUGAGUUGUCCA
Triticum urartu is the source of this 589-nucleotide messenger RNA. The record is from RefSeq and is a predicted model, not a curated record. Lineage: Eukaryota; Viridiplantae; Streptophyta; Magnoliopsida; Poales; Poaceae.